Messenger RNA from Columba livia (rock pigeon), 2531 nucleotides. It is a transcript of the gene SLC66A1L, whose product is annotated as solute carrier family 66 member 1 like. The record is from RefSeq and is a predicted model, not a curated record. The transcript has 10 exons. Gene Ontology annotation, cellular component: lysosomal membrane. Gene Ontology annotation, molecular function: L-lysine transmembrane transporter activity. The coding region runs from base 494 to 1591 and encodes 365 amino acids. NCBI's taxonomy places the organism in Eukaryota, Metazoa, Chordata, Aves, Columbiformes, Columbidae.
GGCUCGGCGCCGGGGGCGUCCUCUCGACCGCCUCCAGCCGCGGGAGCGUUACGCCUUCCCUGUCCGCAGGCUCCUCCGUGCGGCGGACCCCGCUGCGGCCGGGGCGGCGUGCGCGGCGCCGGGCGGAUCGCGGAGCGGCGGCAGCGCUCGCCAGGUCCAAUGAUGACAGCUCACUUGAGAGGCAGCCAGUUUCUGCAGAAAACCUGUCCCAGCAUUUAACACCACUAAUACCUGACGUCUGACGAAAGGAAAAAGCAAAGCGAGCUGAGUGAGUCCAAGCUCUGUGAAACCUCAUCAGGAUUUGAAAGUAGUUAAUGAGGGUGGCUCAACCCCAGGGGUUUAUUGUCAGCCCUUCCAAGCCCUGUGCCCAGGGGGACACUCUUAUACCUCAGUAUUACUUCUCCGUGUUUUCCCAGUUUGCUGUAUAUCUGAGAUGCUCCAAAGGGUCUUAGAAAUUGUCACCAUCUACAUUUGGCUUUAAAGAGGUUCGUUUAUGAGAUUGGAAAUAACUGUGAUAUCGAGCAUCCGCCUGGAUGCAGAGGCCUUUUCACAGCGGAUAUUCAGCAUCGGUAAAUGGAUUUGCGGAUUUGCAUGGGGUAAAAAUGGAGGCAGAAAUAAACUUCUGAAAUCGGAUCUCGGUCCAGGAAUGAUGGCUUCUCAGCUGCACACACAUGCUUUCAAUAUCUCGCCAGUAGAGAAUAGGAGAUUGUGCAUAAAUGGAACACCAUGGAUUUGGCAUCUUCUGGAAGAAUGUGUGGAGAACGCGUGGGAGUACUGGAGCGUUGUCACAGGGCUCAUUUCCAUUGUCUGUUUUCUGUUUGCUGCACUACCUCAAAUUUCCGUUGCCUGUCAGAACGGAAGAGUGGAUCAAGCGCUGUCUUUGGGCUUUCUGCUGUGUUGGAUAGCUGGAGAUCUCACCAAUUUCAUAGGCUGCUAUUUAACAAAUCAACUGCCAAUUCAGAUCGUCACUGCCGUUUUUUAUGUUAACAUGGAUAUAAUCAUGAUUUCACAAUUUGUCUACUAUAAGCUCAAGAACCAGAAGAUGACCCAACGCAGCAAAAGCCUGAAGAAUUUCUGUGUGACGUGGGUCGUGGUGUGUAUAGCACUGUGGGUUAUUUUACCCUCACAGAUGUUACUAAGAAACCGAGAGCAGAGGAAAGUAAUCAAAAGAAGUGAUAACACUCUCGAUAUGAUUGAAAUGUCAGGCUUCAUUUGUGGCUACAUAUCCUGUGUGUUCUACUUGGGAAGUAGAUUUCCUCAGCUGUAUAAAAACUUCCGAAGAAGAUCGACAGAAGGCACCUCGUACCUGCUGUUUGCAUUGGCCAUGGUGGGAAAUGGUACAUAUGGACUGAGCCUUGUUUUGAAGAUGCCAACGACUGAAUCUUCCAGGGCGCUCUACUUGUUCCACCACCUCCCAUGGCUCAUUGGGAGCUUUGGAGUUCUGUUUCUAGACAUUUUUGUGAGCCUGCAGUUCGCGCUCUAUGGGCAGCGCAAGGGAAGAGGAGCCGGUUCGGUGGUGCUGGAGGUGGAGCCGCUGCUGGGGGCGGAGGCGGCCGAGAGCCCCCGCAAACCACACCUUGGGUCACUUUGACAAACUACUCCCAUUGCGGUUGCUUAGGGACCAGAGUUAUUCUUCAUUAUUUAUUUCGCCAUUAAUUUGUCGCUACUCAUUUGCAAAUGACAUGCCAAUAGUAGUACUUACUCUGUUGCUUCAGGCUGGAUACAUUUCUUUUUCCAAAUGUUUUUUCCCCAUUUUAGCUGUUUCUCCCCAAGUGUGACAUGGAGUCAUGGCGAUGGGUGCUAUAGAAGUAUUUAUUUGACACCAUGAUGCAGUGACUAUUUCCUUUUGGCUGAACACGUACAUCUAAUUGACAGCUUGGCUGGUUUCAAACCAGACUAUGAGGUUUCCCAUGUGCACUGAACCCAACCUGGGCUUCCAGGCUGGUGCCUGUAAGAUUUGGCCUUUUCUAUUUGUUCUCCAUGUUAUUUGCCUCCGAAGAGAAAACAUCCUAUAAUUAAGUCAUUUCCAUCAUUGAUGCAACAGCACAAUCCUGCAGUUGGUUGUUGGGCUCAUUGCUUAUUGGGUUUAUUUUGAGGAGUUAAAGUGCUUGUACAUCAAUAUCUGUGUCUUCCAAGGAAUAUAAUCUUACCUACGAUAUAACAUUAUAAGAUACAUUUUCUUUGCGAACUUCUGGUUUAUAUAAGUAUCAAUUAAAAAAAAAUCAAAGCUAAGGGGACUGUAUAAUGCAAUUGUGGAUUUUUCGCAAUACUGUGUUGUGUGUGAAGAAAGCUUUAAUAAAAUUAUGUCAAAGAAUGAACUUCUUGUUAAUAUGUCAUUGAAUAUAUGUAUAAUUAUUUACUCCUAAAUUUGUGAAUGAAGGGGCUGUUUUUUUGAAAGGUUAAUAUGAGCUUUUUAUACAUUUGUGGGCUUGCCAUUCAGCUCUUUCCCUUUGAUUUCGGGUUAAAGGGACACGGUUUAAAUUUUGUUUGUCAAGAAUGAAAAUGAAUAUGUAAUAAAUAUGUUAAUUUAA